AUGCAAUCCUUCAAGAAACACCAGAAAGAGCGUCUCGAAAAUGUUAAGAUAAGUUAUGAAACACGCCUCAAGGAGAGGAACCCAAAAAAGGAUGGCCUGGUUUGCACCUGCCCAGAACGCCUCAAGGAGAGGAACCCAAAAAAGGAUGGCCUGGACAGAAUGGUUGAAAGGGUUGAUCCGCUAGUCAAUAUGGGUCAGAUUACCAGGGUUACUGUCCCAGUAAAUCUUGCCCUUGUGGUUGUUGCAGAGGUCGAUGAUCUUACGUUGGUGUUGGUAAGAGCUACAAAGAAUAAUGAAUACUCUGACCUUUUUCAUGCUAUUCCAUGGUCUCAGGGGACACUCGGACUCCUUGUUGCUGCUGAGAUUAAGCUUAUACAUAUUAGGAACACAUGA
Fraxinus pennsylvanica is the source of this 393-nucleotide messenger RNA. The record is from the annotation of a GenBank genome assembly. Lineage: Eukaryota; Viridiplantae; Streptophyta; Magnoliopsida; Lamiales; Oleaceae.